Messenger RNA from Heterobasidion irregulare TC 32-1, 1013 nucleotides. RefSeq lists its product as uncharacterized. NCBI's taxonomy places the organism in Eukaryota, Fungi, Basidiomycota, Agaricomycetes, Russulales, Bondarzewiaceae. The record is from RefSeq and is a predicted model, not a curated record. The coding region runs from base 73 to 324 and encodes 83 amino acids. The transcript has a single exon.
AAAUACCUAGCGAGAGCCAACACUGAUAGUAGUCGUGAUACAGACUGCCGUCCCCGGUCCAUACCAUCCUACAUGUGUUGUGCUCGGGAUUGCCAUGCAUGUUGCAAAACGAGCGAAAGCUGUUCGCGCCAGAGGACGGCAGGGAGCGCAGUCGGUCGUAGCCAAAGCGGCAGUGAAGAGCAGAACACCCAGACUUUGGUAGCUGAAACCGUACCCAGGCAGUCGGUGACUACUAGAAAUGUGACAGGAGCAGGCUUGGACCUGCCAGGUCCACAUGGAGGGCACCGAUCGAGCCAGAUCCAGCAGCUUGUUUGGCCGACAUAGUCAUCGCGUCAUGGCAUCAUUACAACAAGUCCAUGCCGACGAUACACCCCUUCAGUUGUCACCUUACAGCUACCACAAACAAAGAGGUUCGAGAUGGAGUCAGAGAUGCAACCGGUCUCGACAACCACAGCUGGACAGCGGUGUCCAGUAGAUGAUGAUGAAACACAGCGCGAUCAAGAUGUCCACGAGGAUUUUGACAUUUGAGAAGCAGCAGUUGGAACUUGGAAAGACCAAGAAUACGGUCAGUACAGUGUCAGUACACCUGGAGAAGAGGUGGGAUUGAAACAGAGCCGAGAUCGGGUCGAGCCGCCCACCCGAUCGCCGGCUGCAGAGGCGCAAAUGGGCGCCCCAGCAGUUGUAGCCAAUGAUCCAGCUGGAAGUCUAGUGAUAACCUUCAUAUGCCGACGUCAUGACAUACCAGAGAUGGGAAUGGGAUGUACCAAUACCGCCAUUGCCAGUGUUUGAUUCCUUUCUGCACGGAAAAAGAGACGUUUCCUGCUCGGUAGGACGGCACGGCCUGUCGCAACAUGCACGUGAAUGCCAGAAUGACUCGAAAGAUAGCUGUAGGCACCGGUGGUGCCGUCAAACAACUGUCGCGGCUGCUGGAUAUCGGAUUGAACUAAGUAACAACUGAGCAGAGAGGGAGACCAUAGCACGCCGAAGCGGUUUGGGACACUGUUGGAACAUCA